Physeter macrocephalus (sperm whale) is the source of this 7148-nucleotide messenger RNA. Its product is annotated as protocadherin beta-15-like. Gene Ontology annotation, biological process: homophilic cell-cell adhesion. Lineage: Eukaryota; Metazoa; Chordata; Mammalia; Artiodactyla; Physeteridae. Bases 173 to 2443 code for a protein of 756 amino acids. The transcript is spliced from 2 exons. Gene Ontology annotation, cellular component: plasma membrane. The record is from RefSeq and is a predicted model, not a curated record. Gene Ontology annotation, molecular function: calcium ion binding.
AGCGGAAGAGAAAAACCUGUAAGCAAAGCUCAGGACCAAAAACUCCAGGGAAUGCUGCUCGCCGACUUUUCUGGACAGGUUACCCACUGGGAGAUCCACCACUGUCUCAGUCCCAUUUCUACCUAAGAUAGAGCUGGCUCCUGUUCCUGGAAAGGCGUUUGUGGGAGUAAAGAUGGAGGCCGGAGGGGAGCGCUUUCCUAAACAAAGGCAAGUCCUGAUUCUCUUUCUCUUGCUGGGAGUGGCUCUGGCAGGCUGGGAAUCCCGUCGUUAUUCCGUGAUGGAGGAAACUGAGAGCGGCUCCUUUGUGGCCAAUCUAGCUAAGGACCUGGGGCUGGGAACGGGGGAGCUAGCUGCGCGAGAAGCCCGGGUGGUGUCCGAGGACAACGAACCCUGGUUGCAGCUUGAUCUACAGACUGGGGAGUUGAUAUUAAGUGAGAAACUGGACCGGGAGGAGAUGUGCGGCCCCACAGAUCCAUGUGUAAUGCAUUUCCAAGUGUUACUGAAAAAACCACUGGGAGUAUUUCGAGCUGAGCUACUGGUGAGAGACAUAAACGAUCAUUCUCCUGAGUUUCCUGAAAGAGAAAUGACACUGAAAAUCCUAGAGACUAGCCCUCCUGGGACCGUGUUUCCUCUGAAAACAGCCCAGGAUUUGGACGUGGGCAACAACAACAUCCAAAACUACAAUAUCAGUCACAACUCUUACUUCCAUGUUUCCACCCGCAACUGGGGGGACGGCAGGAAAUACCCAGAGCUGGUGCUGGACAAAGAGCUGGAUCGCGAAGAGCAGGCCGAGCUCAGAUUAACCCUCACAGCGCUGGAUGGCGGCUCUCCGCCCAGGUCUGGCACCGCCCAGGUCCGAAUCUUGGUCUUGGACGUUAAUGACAACGCCCCUGAGUUUGCACAGACACACUACCAGGUGCAGGUCCCAGAGAACAGCCCUGUAGGCACCCUAGUUGUGAAGGUCUUAGCUAGGGAUUUGGACACUGGAACAAACGGAGAGAUAUCAUAUUCCCUUUUUUAUAGUUCUCAAGAGAUAAGCACAACUUUUGAGGUAAGCAGCAUUUCAGGAGAAGUUCGACUAAUUAAAAAACUAGAUUUUGAGACAGUAUCCUCAUAUGAGCUGUAUAUAGAUGCGUCUGAUGGUGGGGGACUUUCUGGAAAAUGCUCUGUCUCCAUUGAGGUGAUGGAUGUUAACGAUAACUCCCCAGAACUAACUAUUUCAUCACUUACCAGCCCCAUUCCUGAAAAUUCCCCCGAGACAGAAGUGGCCCUGUUUAGGAUUCGAGACCGAGACUCAGGAGACAACGGAAGGAUGACUUGCUCCAUCCAGGAUGAUCUCCCCUUCCUCCUGAAACCAUCUGCAGAGAAUUUCUACACCCUAGUAACAAAUGGGGCGCUGGACAGAGAGAGUAAAGCCCAAUAUAAUAUCACCAUCACCGUCACAGAUAUGGGCACACCGAGACUGAAAACCGAGCACAACAUAACCGUGCUGGUGUCCGACGUCAACGACAACGCCCCCGCCUUCACCCAGACCUCCUACACCCUGUCCGUCCGCGAGAACAACAGCCCCGCCCUGCACAUCGGCAGCGUCCGCGCCACAGACAGAGACGCGGGCGCCAACGCCCAGGUCACCUACUCGCUGCUGCCGCCCCUCGACCCGCACGUGCCCCUGGCCUCCCUGGUGUCCAUCAACCCGGACAACGGCCACCUGUUCGCCCUGAGGUCCCUGGACUACGAGGCCCUGCGGGCGUUCGAGUUCCGCGUGGGCGCCGCCGACCGCGGCUCCCCCGCGCUCAGCAGCCAGGCGCUGGUGCGCGUGCUCGUGGCGGACGACAACGACAACGCGCCCUUCGUGCUGUACCCGCUGCAGAACGCCUCGGCGCCCUGCACCGAGCUGGUGCCCAGGGCGGCCGAGGCGGGCUACCUGGUGACCAAGGUGGUGGCGGUGGACGGCGACUCGGGCCAGAACGCCUGGCUGUCGUACCAGCUGCUCAAGGCCACGGAGCCCGGGCUGUUCGGCGUGUGGGCGCACAACGGCGAGGUGCGCACGGCCCGGCUGCUGGGCGAGCGCGACGCGGCCAAGCACAGGCUGAUGGUGCUGGUCAAGGACAACGGCGAGCCGCCGCUGUCGGCCAGCGUCACGCUGCACGUGCUGCUGGUGGACGGCUUCUCGCAGCCCUACCUGCCGGCCCCGGAAGCGGAAGCGGCGGAUGCGGCCCCGGCCGCCGCGCUCACCGUCUACCUGGUGGUCGCCUUGGCGUCGGUGUCUUCGCUCUUCCUCUUCUCGGUGCUGGUGUUCGUCGCGGUGCGGCUGUGCAGGAGGGGCGGGGCGGCCUCGGUGGGUCGCUGCCCGGUGCCCGAGGGCCCCUUUCCGGGCCACCUGCUGGACGUCAGCGGCACGGGGACCCUGUCCCAGAGCUACCAGUACGAGAACCCUGACUGAUACAGAUUUUGGCACCUGGAAGUGGAGUGCUGCUGUAACAAAUAACUGAAAAUAUGGAAAUUGCUUUGGAAUUGAGCAGCAGGCAUAGGCUGGAAGAAUUUUGAAGUGCAUGAUGGAAAAAACCUAGAUUGCUUUCGACAGACUGUUAGUUGAAAUACAGAUGUUAAUAACUCUGCUAGCGAAGACUCAGAGGGAAGUAAGGAGUAUGGUGGAGAAAACAUAUAUUGCCUUAUAGAUUACCUAAAUCAAAACCUUAGGAGACUUGGUAGUAAUAUGGUAGUAAUAUGGAUGUUCCCUGGUGGCACAGUGGUUAAGACUCUGCCUGCCAAUGCAGGGGACAGGGGUUCGAGCCCUGGUCCAGAAAGAUCCCACAUGCCGCGGAGCAACUAAGCCCAUGUGCCACAACUACUGAGCCUGUGCUCUAGAGCCCGCGAGCCACAACUACUGAAGCCUGCGGGCCUGGAGCCUGUGCUCUGCAACAAGAGAAGCCACCGCAGCGAGAAGCCCAUGCACUCUGUGCACCGCAAUUAAGAGUAGUCCCUGCUCGCUGUAACUAGAGAAAGCCUGCGCACAGCAACAAAGACCCAACACAGCCAAAAAUAAAUAAAUAAAUUUUUUAAAAGUUUAAAGUCACUGCUGAUGAGGGCUCAGAAAGAAAUGAGGAAAAUGUUAUUGGAAACUGGAGGAAAUGGAAUCCUUGCUACAUAGUGGCUGAAAACUUAGCUGAAUUGUGUCCUGCAGUGGAAAUGUGGGAGGAAAGGACUGGUAAGCAAUGAACUUGGAUAUUUAGCUGAGGAGAUCUGGGCUGAGGAGGCAUGGGUUGAAAGUGCAGCGUGGUUUCCUCUUGCUGCUUAUAGUAAAAUGUGAGAAGAAUGAAAUAGAUUGAGGGAAGGACUGUUAAGCAAAAAGGAACCAGAAUAUGAUGAUUUGAGAAAUUCUCAGCCUAUUCAGAUUGUAAAAGAUGCUAAAAUUAGGAAAGUGUGCUCUGGAGAGAAAGCCAAGGAUGUCACAGCUGUACACUAUUUGUACUAGGCAUACACAUUGAUAUGAUACUAUAAUGAGAUGUGAUCUUUGAGGACCUUAAAUAUAUUUUUUUAUGUGGGAUGGAUGUGAAUCUUUGGGGACCAGAGGGUGGACUGUGGUAGGGAGAAUAAUGGCCCCACAAAGUAUCUAUGUCCUAAUGUCUGGAACCUGUGAAUAUCUUAUGUUAUGUGGCAAAGGGGAAUUAAAGUUGCAGAUGGAAUUAAGGUUGAUAAUCAGCUAACCUUAUAAGGAGAUUACCCUAGAUUAUCCAGAUGGGUCCAGUGUAGUCACAAGAGCCUUUAAUAAGAAGUGGAAGUGGGAAACAGAAAAGUUAGUAUCAGAGUGAUGUUCUGUGAAAAAGACUGAACCAGCCAUUACUGAGUUUGAAGAUAGAAGGGAGCCACAAAUGAGGGAAUGCAGAUAGCCUCUAGAAGCUAGAAAAGGCAAGAAAAUGUAUUCUCCCUUAAAGCCUCCAGAAAGGAAUAUAGUUCUACCUUAACUUUAGCCCAGUUUAACUUCUGACCUCCAGAACGGUAAGAUAAUUUUGUGUUGUUAAGCCACUAAGUUUAUGGUAAUUUGUUACAGCAGCUAUAGGACAUGAAUACAAAUGGCUACCAACAAAGCCAUUUUCAAGCCCAUUUUUCUUUUCCUUCCCCUACUCUAGGCCAAAAUAUUCAUAUUCCCAUAAUCUCUUGCAGGUAGGAGUGUCAUAUAACUCUGUUAUUGCUACUGAUGUAAAAGUAUAAUUGGGAAUUGGGCUUAAGGGAAAUAUUUUGAAAGGGCUAAUCUGAGGUGGCAUGUUCCUUAGGACUUUGCCCAUUUUCCUUUUUCUUAACUGGCAUGGGUACUGAUGAGUAAGCCUUGAGUUGAAGCAACCAACUUGCAACCAUGAGAUGAAUACCAUAGAACAAAGGUUAUAUACUAAGUAUGAUAAGAUGGAAAGCCCCUGAAUUUCUUACAGCAUUGUCAAGCUGCUGCAACACCUCUAUGCUACCUUCUCCCAGGCUUUAUGUUGCACUUUAUAAAUAAACCCCUAUGUGAUUAAACAACUGUAGUCAGGUUUUCUGUUGAUUACAGACAGAUGCAUUCCAGGCUGACCCAUCUCUCCUCCUCGUGAGUAAGGUUGAUUUACACAGUUGUCUGACUAGGUCCUAUGUUGUCUGUUUAAGAUGUAUGAGAUGCUUGUCAGAAAAAUAGUUUUACCUUCCCUUAGGUGUUAUCAAGGGACAGUACUCUGAGUUACUAUGGCUGCCUUUAUAUCUUUAUUCAGUCAUUUCUCAAUUUGACUAAUAUAAACAUAUGCAGAUAAUUGAACUUUCAAAGGAAUCUUCCUAGUUGGUAGCAACCCAAAAAGUUGAGUUUUGGAAAAUAGAAUGAGAAAGUGACCUGAUAAGUGCCAGCUAUACUAUUAACCUGCAUCAGUGGUGUCCUUACAAGACGACUGGAAGUUUAGAACACUUGUUUCCCUCUCUGGCAGGGAAGUGGCACAGCCCCAAAUUUUACUUAGUAAAAUAAAUUGACUAAAUAUGAGUCCUGAAAAUAUUCAUAAGCAGAUCAGCAGUCUACAUGUUUUGGUAGAAUAUGCCUGAUGGAAGGAUUAGAAAUUCCUAACAACAUUUUCAGUACACAGAGAUGUGCGUUUUGAGGCCUCAGUGUGUCAGGAGCCAUUACUCCUUUCCUGUCUUACUUUACAAAUAUUGGUAAAGUGUAGAAUUUAAAGGCAUCUCCAAAGUCUUCCUACUUAUGUCUUUCUUGGACUGAUCUGGAAUACCUUGAAAAGAGCAUUCCUUCCAGUUUAUCAGCAUAAUCAUGAAAAAUCAAUAAAAAUCUAUCAUGAUACAUGAUAGAAUUGCAUCAAGAAGUUUUAGAACUCCUUAGCUUCACCCAGAGUGUUUGUGUAUUUGUGUAUGUUUGUAUAUGUGUACAUUUGAGUGUGUGUGUAUGUGUGUGUCUAGGGGAGUAGCUUUAGCAGAUGGUAGAGGUGCAUCUCUGGUAUAUAUGCAGAGAUAUAUACCAGAGUAACAAUGCUUUUCCAUAGCUUUUCCACACUGUAAAGAUAUUUUUCCCUUUAGUGCAUAAAUGUAUGUCAUAAAAUUGCCAUUACUGGGACUUCCCUGGUGGCGCAGUGGUUAAGAAUCCAUCUGCCAAUGCAGGGGACACGGGUUCGAUCCCUCGUCCGGGAAGAUCCCACAUGCCACAGAGCAACUAAGCCCAUGUACCACAACUACUGAGCCUGCGCUCCAGGGCUCGCGUGCUGCAACUACUGAGCUUGUGCUCUAGGGUCCAUAUGCUGCAACUACUGAAGCUCGCAUGCCUGGAGCCCAUGCUCCACAACAAGAGAGAAGCCACUGCGAUCAGAAGCCCACACACUGCAACGAAGAGUAGCCCCCACUCGCCACAACUAGAGAAAGCCCGCGCACAGCAAUGAAGACCCAGCGCAGCCAAAAAAAUAAUAAAAUUUAAAAAUAAAAAUUUGCAUGGAAAAAGGAAAUGUGAUUUUAAAAAUUAAAAAAUAAAAUUGCCAUUACUAACAUAUCCUAAAAUAGAUUAUAUUUGCAAACUGAAGGAUGUUUCUCUUUGUAAAUUUAACAAUGCCAGCAUUAUUGGAUCUAGAAGCUUAGUAGCCCUCUUGGCCUUGAAGGAGCAGCCCAGGGGAGGGAAGUGUAGACCAGACUUGGUCCUUUUUUCCCCAGUGGGCUCAGGAAACAAUAAAGUUGAUGUCAGGAUGUGUCAGGACUGGAAUUAGGGUGAGGCCAAGUUGUGCAAGUGUAGGGUUGGAUCCUGUCUUUAUUUAAAAUAUUAAUAUUUUGUUCAUCAUUAAUUAUUUCAUUAAGUUUGACUUUUUAGAAUAUUGCAUUAAGUAGUAUCUAUCUUUACUACUAAGUUUUUGGGUGACCCAUUAAUUUUGCUUCUGAGACACUUACCUUAACCUAGUCCUGGUCCUUUUUGUAGUUUCCAUCUUUCCAGUUCAAAUGGCCAUCAUAGCAGUAGUUUUGGUAGUCACAGCUGAAAUCUGAGUGGUGAGAGCUGAAUCAAGUCCAUCUCCAUUCUGAAUAUGAGCUAGCAGCAGCAACAGUAGAAGAAUACAAAGAUCCAAGGAGAUCUGACAAACUGGAGUCCUGCAGACUGGGAAUGGAAGAGUACCUGUAUGGCUGUGAUUCAUCAGGAAAACUGUUUAUAUGUUUUUCUUCCAGGUGGCAUGCAGCAGUGUGAAAAAUGUUAUCUAUUGGGGGAUAACAUUUGCCACUUCAUUGUUGAGAAUUUUUGCAUCUACGUUCAUGAGGGAUAUUUGUCUCUCUAUAUUUUUUCAUGUUAUCCCCUUGUCAGGUUUAGUUUCAGGAUUAUACUGGUCUCAUAAAAUGAGUUGAUGAUUGUUUAUUCCACCUCUCUUUUAUGAAAGAGGUUGUGUAAGAUAUUUAUUAUUUCUUCUUUAUAUAUUUGAUAGAAUUUACCAGAAGCCAUGUGUGGCUACCGUUCUCUUUGUGGGGAAAUUUUGAAUUGCAAAUUGAACUUCUUAAAUAGAUAUGCUGCAAUUCCAGUUUUCUAUUUCCUCUUGUGUCAGUUGGUAACUUGUGUUUUUUAAACAAUUUGUCUAUAUUACCCAAGAUGUUAAUACACUGGCAUGAAGUUAUUGAUAAUAUUCCUUUAUUAUCUUUUCAAUAUAUUUAGGAUCUGUAGUGGU